Sorghum bicolor (sorghum) is the source of this 1463-nucleotide messenger RNA. Its product is annotated as cysteine proteinase EP-B 2. Gene Ontology annotation, molecular function: cysteine-type endopeptidase activity. The transcript has a single exon. The record is from RefSeq and is a predicted model, not a curated record. Gene Ontology annotation, cellular component: lysosome. The coding region runs from base 1 to 1146 and encodes 381 amino acids. Lineage: Eukaryota; Viridiplantae; Streptophyta; Magnoliopsida; Poales; Poaceae.
AUGGCGCAGCUCGCUAAGACUAAGACGACGCUUCUCCUUGUGGCCCUGCUGGCGGUCGUUUCGGCAGUGGAGCUGUGCCGCGCCAUCGAGUUCGACGAGCGGGACCUGGCGUCGGACGAGGCGCUGUGGGACCUGUACGAGCGGUGGCAGACGCACCAUCGGGUGCACCGGCACCACGGCGAGAAGGGCCGCCGGUUCGGGACCUUCAAGGAGAACGUGCGCUUCAUCCACGCGCACAACAAGCGCGGCGACCGACCGUCCUACCGCCUCCGCCUGAACCGCUUCGGCGACAUGGGCCCCGAGGAGUUCCGGUCCACGUUCGCCGACUCCCGCAUCAACGACCUCCGCCGGUACCGAGAGUCCUCCCCCGCGGCGACGGCCGUGCCGGGGUUCAUGUACGACGACGCCACCGACGUGCCGCGGUCCGUGGACUGGCGUCAGCAUGGCGCGGUGACCGCCGUCAAGAACCAGGGCCGCUGCGGCAGCUGCUGGGCCUUCUCCACGGUGGUGGCCGUGGAAGGCAUCAACGCGAUCCGGACGGGGAGCCUGGUGUCGCUGUCGGAGCAGGAGCUGGUCGACUGCGACACGGCCGAGAACGGUUGCCAGGGCGGGCUCAUGGAGAACGCCUUCGACUUCAUCAAGUCCUACGGCGGCAUCACCACCGAGUCCGCGUACCCGUACCGCGCCUCCAACGGCACCUGCGACGGCAUGCGAGCCCGGCGCGGGCGGGUGCAUGUGUCGAUCGACGGCCACCAGAUGGUGCCGACGGGCAGCGAGGACGCGCUGGCCAAGGCGGUGGCGCGCCAGCCGGUGUCCGUGGCCAUCGACGCGGGGGGCCAGGCCUUCCAGUUCUACUCGGAGGGCGUGUUCACGGGCGACUGCGGCACGGACCUGGACCACGGCGUCGCGGUGGUCGGCUACGGCGUCAGCGACGUCGACGGCACGCCCUACUGGAUCGUCAAGAACUCGUGGGGACCCUCGUGGGGCGAGGGCGGCUACAUCAGGAUGCAGCGCGGCGCCGGCAACGGCGGCCUCUGCGGCAUCGCCAUGGAGGCGUCCUUCCCCAUCAAGACCUCGCACAACCCGGCGCGCAAGCCCCGCCGCGCGCUCAUCGAUCUCCAGGGACACCUCCGAUCCUCCCAGUGACUGGCAUGUUGUGAGACGUAACGUAAGCAUACGUUGCCAGGAUCAGGGUGACAUACUACUAGUGUUUGCUUGUACCGUUAUCGAUUGGGUUGUACUGAUGACGUUUUAAUUUCAUUAUGCCGGUCUCGAUCAGAGACGAUAUAUAUGUGAUAGAUAGAAUAAAGUAUAGCGGCGCGUGUGCAACAAGGUAGGAUUAGGCGUGAUAUCAAAGUUGUGCUUGUAGUCCUAAUGUAAUGUAAUGUAAUGUAAUACGGUGUGUCAUAUGCACCGGGGUAUGGUAUAUUGAAAGGCGCUAUGCGUAAGCUAGCAGUUGUUGC